Molecule: messenger RNA, 3881 nt
Organism: Halteromyces radiatus
Lineage: Eukaryota; Fungi; Mucoromycota; Mucoromycetes; Mucorales; Cunninghamellaceae
Product: CPSF A subunit region-domain-containing protein
Exons: 7
Coding region: 172-3816 (1214 amino acids)
Biological process (GO): mRNA splicing, via spliceosome
Cellular component (GO): nucleus; U2 snRNP
Molecular function (GO): U2 snRNA binding; protein binding
Source: RefSeq, a predicted model, not a curated record
CUGAUUGGUACAUUGUGUUCUUGUUUACUUCCACAAACAGGUUCAUUGAUAUAUACCAAAACUGAUAACUAUAUUACCUUCUUUACAUUCUCUUAAAUAACAACAAUUCUCGUUGUACCAUUCGCGCGACGUUGACAACAUCUAUUGAACGAUAUAUAUAUAAGAAUCAUCAUGUAUUUAUACAACUUGACUCUCAAUGCUUCGACAUCCAUCAAUCAAGCCAUCCAUGGUAAUUUCUCUGGAACAAAACAACAAGAAAUUGUAGUGGCACGCCAAACUCGACUAGAACUUCUCAAACCUGAUACGUCCACCGGCAAAUUACACACCAUGUUAUCUCAUGAAUGUUUUGGUCUUAUUCGAUCCAUCAAACCAUUCCGUCUUACUGGUGCUUCAAAAGAUUAUAUUGUUGUUGGUUCUGAUUCUGGUCGUAUUGUUAUUCUAGAAUACAAUCCUAUAAAGAAUUGUUUUGACAAAGUACAUGAAGAAACAUUUGGAAAAACAGGUACUCGACGUAUUGUGCCUGGUCAAUACUUAGCAACUGAUCCCAAAGGACGUGCAGUGAUGAUUGGUGCCGUAGAAAAGCAAAAGUUAGUAUAUAUUCUUAAUCGCGACUCAUCAGCAAAAUUGACAAUAUCGUCACCUUUGGAAGCACACAAAUCACAUACUAUUCAUCAUGAUAUUGUUGGUCUAGAUGUUGGAUUCGAAAACCCUAUUUUUGGAUGUUUGGAGGUGGAUUAUUCUGAAGUGGAUCAGGAUCCAACAGGUGAAGCGGUUAAGGAAGUAGAAAAGACAUUAACUUAUUAUGAACUCGAUCUUGGGCUCAAUCAUGUGGUACGAAAAUGGUCUGAACCUGUGGAUAGAACGGCAAAUUUAUUAAUUCCUGUUCCUGGUGGGAAUGAUGGUCCUUCUGGUGUUCUUGUCUGCUCUGAAAAUGUGAUUACUUACAAACAUCAAGAUAUGCCUGAAUUCCGUCUCCCUAUCAUCCGACGUGCUCAACCUCUUGAAGAUGCUUCUCGUGGUAUUAUUAUCAGUGCUUUUGCUGUACAUAAAAUGAAAAUUAACAAAAAGACUCAAUUCUUCUUCCUCCUACAAUCUGAAGCUGGUGAUAUCUAUAAGGUGACAAUCGAUCAUGCUGAGGGUGUGGUUCAAAAUAUGACAAUCAAAUACUUUGACACUGUACCUAUAGCUACUGCUAUGUGUAUUUUGAAGAGUGGAUUCUUAUUUGUGGCUAGUGAAUUUGGAAAUCAUCAACAAUAUUCAAUUGAAAACCUUGGGGAUGAUCCAGAUGAUCCUGAAAUCUCUGCAUCUGAUUUUAUGGAAGUGGAAGAAUCACAAGAAGAAACUCCUCUUGUCUACUUUACACCAAGACCAUUGAAGAAUUUACUGAUGGUAGAUGAAUUAGAAUCAUUUGCACCAAUGAUGGAUAGCAAAGUGCUCAACUUGGCGGAUGAAGAAUCACCUCGUAUAUAUGGUAUCUGUGGAAAUGGAGCUCGAUCAACUUUCCGAAUCAUGAAUCAAGGAUUGGAAGUAUCAGAAUUAGCAGUCAGUGAAUUACCAGGAAAUCCAAGUGCUGUAUGGACAACUAAAUUACGAUAUGAUGAUGAUUUUCAAUCCUACAUUGUGGUGUCCUUUGUGAAUGCGACUUUGGUGUUGUCUAUUGGUGAAACAGUGGAAGAAGUGGCGGAUACUGGCUUAAUGACAAAUACACCAACCCUUGCUGUACAACAACUAGGUGAAGAUUCUCUUGUACAAGUAUAUCCUCAUGGCGUUCGUCACAUCCGAGCUGAUAAACGUGUCAAUGAAUGGCGUGUCCCUGGUGGUCAAGUAAUUGUGCAAGCAGCAACCAAUAAUCGACAAGUAGUAGUGGCGUUAUCAAAUAGUGAAUUGAUUUACUUUGAAUUGGACAAUAUGGAUCAACUAAAUGAACAUCAUGAACGAAAACAAAUGCCUACCAAUGUCGCCUGUCUUGCCUUAGGCGAUGUACCAGAAGGACGACAACGAUAUCCUCAUUUAGCGGUUGGAUGUGAUGAUCAUACAGUACGUAUCCUUAGUUUGGAUCCUGAAGCCUGUAUGGAACCUGUAUCUAUGCAAGCUCUUCAAGGUGUAGCUUCAAGUUUAUCUAUUUUAGAAAUGUUUGAUACUGGAUCAACAAAGGGUCAUGGCACUCAAUAUCUAAAUAUUGGUAUGGCUAAUGGUAUCUUGCUUCGUACUGUUCUGGAUACUGUUACUGGUCAAUUAUCAGAAUCUCGUACACGUUUCUUGGGUCCACGUCCUGUCAAACUUUUCAAGGUCUCAACACAAGGUCAACCUGCUCUAUUGGCUCUUUCUUCAAAACCAUGGUUAAGCUAUACAUUCCAAAACCGUUUACAUCUUACUCCUCUCAGUUAUGAUACUUUGGAAUAUGGUAGUAUGUUUUCAAGUGAACAAUGUAAUGAAGGAAUGGUCGCUAUUACCGGUAACACCCUUAGGAUUUUCUCUGUGGACAAGUUAGGCAACACAUUCAAUCAAGUCUCAAUUCCUUUGAAAUAUACACCUCGUCAAUUUGCAUUACAUCAUACAACACGUACUUUUAUUGUAGUGGAAAGUGAUCAUGCUACGUAUUCUCAGGCUGAAAAGGUGAAGGAUUUGGCUAUCAAGGAAAAGGAAGGACUUGAAAUAGAUCCCGAUAUGGUGAACUUGGAUCCUGUACAAUUUGGACAUGUAAGAAACUCCAAAGGUAAAUGGGCAAGUUGUAUCCGAUUGAUUGAACCUUUCCAAGGUGAAACUUUACAAGAAAUUGAAUUGGAUGAAAAUGAAGCUGCUUUUAGUGUCACAGUAGUACAAUUUGCUUCAAAUCCUCAUGCUUCUGAUGCGUUGGAACAAUUCAUAGUGGUUGGUACUGGUACCGAUGUGACUCUGGCACCUCGAGGAUGCUCUUCUGGUUAUUUACGAUUAUAUCGUCCAGUCCUUGCUGAAGAUCAAAGACUUCAAUUGGAACUGAUACACAAAACUCCAGUGGAAGAAGUACCUUAUGCAAUGACUGAUUUCCAUGGUCGUCUUUUGGUGGGUAUUGGUAAAACACUUCGUAUCUAUGAUGUGGGUCGAAAGAAAAUGUUACGGAAAUGUGAAUCAAGGUGUAUUCCAAAUUGUAUUGUUACGCUAGAAACUCGAGGGGAUCGUAUUGUAGUGGGUGACGUUCAAGAAUCAGUACAUUAUGCAUUAUAUCAACGAUCUGAGAAUCGUAUUGCAGUAUUUGCAGAUGAUACUACACCUCGAUGGACAACAUCAUCUACAAUGGUUGAUUAUGAUACAGUAGCUGGAGGUGACAAGUUUGGUAACUUUUUCGUGGAUCGAUUAUCACAAACAACAAGUCAGGAAAUUGAUGAAGAUACUACUGGAAAUCGUAUAUUUUAUGAAAAAGGUUAUUUAAAUGGUGCUCCCAAUAAGUUGAGCAACAUUUGUAAUUACUUUGUAGGCGACAUUAUCACAUCUAUUCAUCGAACUAGUCUGAUAUCAGGUGGACGAGAAGUCAUAUUGACAAGUACAUUACAAGGAUCGAUUAGUAUGUAUGUUCCAUUUGUUGCCAAAGAAGACAUUGAAUUCUUCCAAAUGUUAGAAAUGCAUAUGCGAACGGAAGCUCCUCCCUUGGCUGGUCGUGAUCAUCUUAGUUAUCGUGGUUAUUAUAUCCCUGUCAAGUCAGUGAUUGAUGGUGAUCUUUGUGAACAAUUCAAUACGCUUCCUGCUGAAAAGAGAAGAAUGAUUGCUGAAGAAUUGGAUCGAACAGUGGGUGAAGUCCAAAAGAAGAUAGAAGAUAUGCGGGUACGAUCUGGAUAUUAACCCUGGUUGUCGAUUGGUUCGAUCUUUUUUUUUUUGGUGGUGAUACUCGGAGAAUAGAAUAGUUC